This is a messenger RNA of Cheilinus undulatus (humphead wrasse), 5240 nucleotides long. It is a transcript of the gene supt20h, whose product is annotated as SPT20 homolog, SAGA complex component. The coding region runs from base 228 to 2603 and encodes 791 amino acids. Lineage: Eukaryota; Metazoa; Chordata; Actinopteri; Labriformes; Labridae. Gene Ontology annotation, biological process: regulation of transcription by RNA polymerase II. The record is from RefSeq and is a predicted model, not a curated record. The transcript is spliced from 24 exons. Gene Ontology annotation, molecular function: transcription coregulator activity. Gene Ontology annotation, cellular component: SAGA complex.
GGAAGUUUAGCUGUUGUUGUCACACUGGAAGAAAAUGGCUGCUGCUCCGACUUUUUUUCAAUGAAGACACUGAUAUUUCAAUUUCAUUUCGUUUUCUCGCAUCGGAGCUACGGUCGACCGCUAUGCAACCUUGAAGGGUGUGAAUGGUCACUCUAGGAAGGUGACAGUGAGGCAGAAAGGACAGCAUCGUCUACCGUCACUCUCCCUGCAGCUGGCGGUGGACCACAAUGCAACAAGUUUUGGAAUAUGCAUUGGAUCGAGCCGAGUACAUUGUUGAAAGUGCUCGACAACGUCCAGCCAAAAGAAGAGUUUCAUCUGGUGGGAGGAAGAGUCUUUAUCAGAAGCUCUAUGAGCUUUAUAUGGAGGAAUGUGAGAAAGAGCCAGAGUUAAAGAAUUUAAGAAGAAAUGUGAAUCUACUGGAGAAGCUGGUGUCUCAGGAGUCCAUCUCAUGUCUGGUGGUCAAUCUGUACCCUGGCAAUGAAGGUUAUUCUUUAAUGCUCAGGGGCAAAAAUGGAUCUGAUUCAGAAACCAUCCGGCUGCCAUAUGAAGAAGGAGAACUGCUGGAGUACCUAGAUGCUGAGGAGUUGCCUCCCAUUUUGGUGGAUCUGUUGGAGAAAUCACAGGUGAACAUCUUCCACUGUGGCUGUGUAAUAGUAGAAGUAAGAGACUACAGGCAGUCUGGUAACACAAAGAUGCCCACUUAUAAGAGCAGACACAUCCUGCUUAGGCCCACCAUGCAGACUCUAAUCUGUGACGUCCAUGCCAUGACCAGUGACCACCACAAGUGGACACAGGACGACAAACUACAGCUGGAAAGUCAGUUGAUUUUGGCCACUGCUGAACCUCUGUGCCUGGACCCCUCCAUUUCUGUCACCUGCACAGCCAAUCGCCUGCUCUACAACAAACAGAAAAUGAACACUCGCUCUAUGAAACGGUGUUUCAAGAGGCACUCACGAGCUGCACUGAACAGGCAGCAGGAGCUCUCCCAUCUGCCUAUGCCACCACAACUACAACUCUACGACUACCUACAGAGGAGGAAGGAGAGGAAACCUGCUCCUGUCAUAGACCUGAAGAUCUCAAAGAUCGGAAACUGUGUUGACAUGUGGAAGCAGAGCAACUGCCAAUUAACUGUACCCAAGGAAAUUGAUGUGGAAAAGUAUGCUGUGGUUGAGAAAUCUCUGCAGUUGGAGGACUCUCAGCCCACCACUGUGAUCUGGCCUGCUGAGGAAGUUGUAGAUGACUACACAUUUGAGUGUGAGGUGGGGGGCCAAGCCCAGAGGACCAAAGUGUCAAUCUUCCAGUCCAUGGGAGACCCCCGGGUGUAUGGAAAGAUUUACUGUGCUAAAGACCCAAAAGAGGAAGACAGCAAUGACCUAAAGCUCAUACAUCCCCCAUUUCUCAUUGGCUCAAAGAUUGAUGCAGAUCGGUUUCUCAAUCAAUACAAAGGAGUGUAUGAGAGAGAUGUGAAGUGUCAGGUCAAGAUGUCCCAUAACUCAGGCAACUUGGGUCAGGGGCCACCCUCACCCAGCAAAGAUGAGGGUGAUGGUAUUUCUCCACUGGUCCAGACGUCUGUUUUGGGAAAAGGGGUGAAGCACCGACCCCCUCCCAUCAAACUGCCUUCAGGAACAGGCAGCAGCUCCUCAGGUAAUCCAUAUAGUUCACAAACCACCAGUGGUCUACUUAAGUGUCCUACACCCCCUCCAGCCAAAAGCCAGUCUCUGAACAGGAAGCACUCCAUGGAGCUGGGCCAGGUGGGCCUUCUGUCGCCUGCCUCCCUCUCCCCUAUGGGCUCUUCUCAGAGAUCAGGGACUCCCAAGCCAUCGACCCCCACUCCCACCAACACGCCCUGCUCAACGCCUCACCCGGCCGACACCCUCUCUGCUCCCCUCUCAGUGACCCCCACCCCCUCAGAUCCUCCCAUGGUUCAAAGCCAGACGCAGCCCACCCUCCUGACGUCCUUCGCCCAGCAGCCGCUCGCUCUGAGCCAGUCUCUGAUGACAAUACCCCUCCCCACCAUGGGCACAUCUAUCACCACGGGAACCACUUCAUCACAGGUCAUGGCCAACCCAGCGGGGCUCAACUUCAUUAACGUGGUCAGCUCCGUCUGCAGUCCUCAGACCCUGAUGAGCGGAACAAACCCCAUGUUGGGUCCAGGCCUUAACCUGAGUGGAAUUCUGCCACCUGGAGGAUUGAUGCCCACCAUGCAGUCAGCAGCACAGACAGGGAGUCCGUUUGGCCUGAAUAGCAGUGCGGGGUUAAGACCACUGAAUCUACUACAGAUCCCCACUGGUCCUCUCAUCUUUAAUUCUCUGCAGCAGCAGCAGCUGUCUCAGUUCUCACCACAGCAGAGUCAGUCAGCCACUUCCAGCCCUCAGCAGCAGGGGGAGACGGGCGAACAGGGCUCGGAUCAAAGUUUAGGAAACCAGCAAACAGCGGUCAUCAACCUGGGAGUCGGAAGCUUCAUGUCUCCACAGGCAGCAGUGCUGUCCCAGUUGGGCUGUGGCCUGGACGGGUCUGGGCCCCCGCUGCCUUCUCCAAGGCUUCAGCAGCAGCACCAGCCACAGAUCCAAGAUGAACCAGACUCUGGCUCAGUGUGUUGGUAGGUCUGAAGUGACAUGGACUGAUUUGUUUUUGUAAGAUCCUCCUGAGUUUCUCAAAUUCUCCAGUCAAGUUGGGAAUAAAAAUGCUGAUAAUUUUCAUUUUUUCACACAUAAUGACAAUCUACCUGUGGUGGUGCUGAUGGUCUUUGGGGUCCUCAUAUCCACACACCUCUCUUCACACACUCAGUAGCAUGUCUCACUAUAGUCUCUUUCCUGUAUGUUCAGCACAACUCCCACUUGAGUCACACUUCCAUUGAGUCAUAUUCCAUGCAUUCAAGUAGGGAUUUAACAGCAGACAUUUCUCUCUCUCUCUCUCUCUCUGAUUACCCCCACCUGCAGAGCAUGUCUGCAGUGUAAGGAAAUUGUCAAUUUGUUAGUGAGCCGUAUCAUCAUUAUAAAAUUUGGGUCGUAAUUUCCCGCAGCUGUGCCUCACUUUUGAGCUUCUUGGUUCCAGAUGAUGGCCAUGUCUCACCCUGGCACUCUAGCUGUGAGUGACAGUUUUUGGUGAGGAUAUAUUUGGGUUCAGAAAUCCCCAAAUAAAAGAAAGUCCAUAUUUUUUUAACUGUGUUUAAUGCAGAGGUGGAAAAAGUACCAAUCUGCUGUACUCAUGUAAAAGUACAGUUACUUUGGUAAAUGUACUGGUCUACAGUUCUACUCAAGUAAAAGUAAAAUGUAGAUCAUUGAAGGUUUACUCAAAGUACUAAAUAUUGAAUAGCUACUUAUGAUACCCAAGGGGAUUUCACAGUGAAAUAUGUCUUUUCUUAAAGAGCAAUAACAGUAAAAGAAUAUAGAUCUCCCACCAGGGUGUUUAUUAUUAAGUAAGUCUAAGUAAAAUGCAACAGCUGUUUUGGGAUGACUGUAAUGUGUUGUGAAAGCCAAAUGGCUGUCUAUUUUCUUGUUGUUGGCAAAAAACCUGGACCUCCUCUAUUUAACUUUUAGUGUUUUUUUUUUUUUUACUCACUAUGGUGCUUUUUAAAAUGUGAUGAAGUGCAAUAUACUUACCCCAAAAUAUACUGAAGUAACAGAAGACAGAAAAUACAUUUUUGCUACAUUUUACAUUGCAAACUUAGUGAUGAAUUGGACUGUUGAAGGAAAUCAGGUUGAGAUGUUUUUUCAGAAAGCACUACUUGCGAAAAAAACAUGAUAAGCAAAGAGAUAAGAGUAAGGAUACACAAUAUUACUGAUAUGAUAUUGGUAUCUGCAGAUAUUAGCUGAGUAAAAAGGUAAAUAACGUAUCGGCAAAUAGGAAAAAUUUCUGCUAAUACUGAUAUUUUGGCUAUAAAAAUCUGGUGUAAAAGUUGGCUGUACAAACAGAUAAGUUGGUGGAGUUUUAUUGUGUUCAUUUUCAUCAUCCUGAAACUUUAAAUUGUGAGUUUUCAGGACUGAAGUUUUAGACCCGAACUACAUUUAAAUUCUGGUGUCAGCUAAAAUUAUUUUAUGAAUAUCUGAUAUCAGCAAAAUCCAGUAUCACACAUCUUUAGGUAAGAGGCACAACUUUGCCUACAGGGGCACCAAGAAUAGCUAAAACCUGAAAGUUCCUCACAGGAGCUUUAACUUUGUCCUCUGUAUAAAGGUCAAAAUUAGACAACUUAUUUUCACAUGUUGAGCCUUUUUUAUCAGACCUGGGUUAAAUAGAAGUGUAUUUAAAAGGAAUAACUGCUGAGGCUUAACUCUAAGACCUUUAAACAUUUAUUCAGUUUGGUAUAACCAUCCAUAUAAAGCGAUUUAAAAUAUGUUAACCUUUACUUUUGUUCAUAAUAAGCUGAUUCUUAUCGUUUCUGCAUUUCUAAACAGUGAAAAUAAAUCUUCAAUAAUAACAGAGUUUAUCUGUAGGUAUAUUUGUCUUAGAAUAAGUAGGAAGAUUUGAUUGACUUUAUCCCCCAGGUCUGAUUUUCAUUGAAAGCCUCAAAUAAUUGUUUUUCUUUCCUGUGGAUCCACACCAUUCACUCCAUCUUGUGUGUGUUUUGUUCAAAUGUUGUUUGGCACUGCAAACCCACACACACACAAACACACACCACAAGAGCUUCUGGCACUUCCAAUGGCAGCAACUAACAGCGUGUUGAAACGGGAGGCAUGCUCUUACAAAAGCAAAAGAAUCUGAAAUACUGUCAUGGGAAAAGCACACUGUUGUAAAUUUGCCUACUGCAUCAUGUCAGGUUAGAGAUGACAUCCUGUAAGCAUGAAAACACAAGGUGUUAUUUUCUCAAGCCCAGUUGAAGUUGCUGACUUACUCCAGAGCAGAGAGCACGGUUGCUGAGCUGCAUGUCUGUCGUCAGGAUCACAACCGAUUAUUUGUGUCUCCAGAACGCCACUGGUGCUGCUUGACUGUUCCUGCCUCACUCCCCAACACACAUCUCCCAAACCUGCCCCCAAACUCUCUCUCUUCCUCCUCCUCCCUCCCCUCUGCAACCCAUUAACCACUCUUCUGUGUUUCCCCGCACUCUUCCUGUAUGUCGAACCAGGCUAUAGUUCAGCUUCACUAACAUGCCACUUUUAGACUUUUAAAGACAGCUGAUCUGAAAUGUCCCAGUUUCAGAGUAAAAUUUAUUGCCUUUAAAUGUGCUUCAGUUGCUUGAAAAUAUCCUAUAUUCACUGAAAAAAGCAUGCACUAUAUCGCUGGUAUUAACUUGUUUUUUCAUC